AUGCCCCGCGCAGAGGCCGGCAGCACCAAAGCCAUCGGCAACAAGAUCAAGGCCAAGGGCCUGGGUCGCUUGCGAUGGUACUGCCAAGCUUGUGAAAGACAGAUGCGCGAUGCGAAUGGCUUCAAAUGUCAUAUCACAUCAGAGUCCCACGUUCGCCAAAUGCUGAUCAUCGGAGAGAACCCCAACACCCAUAUUAAACAAUUUUCGGAGGAUUUUAAGAAGAACUUCAUUGACUUACUGAAGACAACCCACGGUACUAAGGAGGUCAACAUUAAUCACUUUUAUCAACAAGUUAUCGCGGACAAGCAACAUAUUCACAUGAACGCUACUCAGUGGAAGAGCCUAACACAGUUCGCCUCAUAUCUUGGCAAGGAAGGAAUUUGCCACGUCAACGAGACCGAGAAGGGGAUAUUCGUCUCAUGGAUCGAUAACAGCCCGGAAACCCUGCGCAAGAGGGAAGCCAUCGCAAAGAAAGAGCGGCAAGAUAAGGGCGACGAGGAACGAGAGCAACGCGCCAUCCAAGAACAAAUCAAGAGGGCGCAAGCGCAGGCCGAUGCCCUUAAAGACAAAAAGGACGAUACGCCAGAGGAAGAUAAGCUGUUGCCAGGAGAUGGCGAAAAGAUGAAAUUAAAGUUGGAAUUCGCUCCGAAGCCAAAGGAAGAUUCGCAACCCGACCCGGCCGAUUCGACUACUGAUUCUGCUGCACAGGCCCCCGCUAAAUUCUCCAUGUCUCUUGGUGCUCAGAAGCCAAAAAACGUUUUCUCUGCGGCUGCCAAGAAGAAUCCCUUAGCCGGCAAGAAGGGGCCUGUUAUGCCUGUCCAGAAGAAGAUGACUGAGCAGGAGCGGAUCAUGAAGGCGGAAAUGGAGGCUAUGGAGCGGAAGCGUUCUCGUCCUGGUCCGGCUCCUGCUCCUAAGCGAACGAAGAUUGCUUGA
Molecule: messenger RNA, 933 nt
Organism: Penicillium chermesinum
Lineage: Eukaryota; Fungi; Ascomycota; Eurotiomycetes; Eurotiales; Aspergillaceae
Product: putative C2H2 finger domain protein (Kin17)
Exons: 6
Coding region: 1-933 (310 amino acids)
Biological process (GO): DNA damage response; DNA replication
Cellular component (GO): nucleus
Molecular function (GO): double-stranded DNA binding
Source: RefSeq, a predicted model, not a curated record